Molecule: messenger RNA, 1470 nt
Organism: Desarmillaria tabescens
Lineage: Eukaryota; Fungi; Basidiomycota; Agaricomycetes; Agaricales; Physalacriaceae
Product: cytochrome P450
Exons: 14
Coding region: 1-1470 (489 amino acids)
Molecular function (GO): monooxygenase activity; oxidoreductase activity, acting on paired donors, with incorporation or reduction of molecular oxygen; heme binding
Source: RefSeq, a predicted model, not a curated record
AUGUAUAUGGUUCCUCUAUCUCUCCCUUUUCCUCCUGGUCCUAAGGGUCUUCCCUUCAUAGGAAAUCUUUGUGAUAUUCCAGCCGAAUACCCAUGGAUCACCUACGCUCAAUGGACCGCGACAUAUGGAGACGUCUUGUAUUUGAAUACUCCUGGCAAUCCGACCAUUAUCCUCAACUCAGCCCAAGUAGCCACUGAGUUGCUUGAAAAGCGUUCCGCACUCUACUCUGAUAGACCAGAUAUGCAGAUGCUGCGGUUGUCGGGAUGGGACUUUGCUUUAUCUAUCAUGCGGUAUUCUGAUAGGUGGAGAGUGCAUCGACGAAUGUUCCAUCAAUAUUUUCAAGCCCGCACACUCCCGUCCUUCUAUCCAGUGCAGAUGAAAGCUACUUUUGUAUUAUUACGCCAGCUACUGGACUCUGAAGAUGGCGUAUCUCAUCAUAUCCGUCACUACGCUGGUUCAAUUAUUAUGAAGACUGUUUACGAUUACGACGUUGAACCAGAUGAAGAUCGGUUUGUGCAGUUGGCAGAUCAGGGUGUGAUCAGUGCUCAUAUCAGCGGCACCGAAGGGACCUUUCUUGUUGAUUACUUUCCCGUUCUGAAAGUUCUCCCCAAGUGGUUUCCUGGAGCUAGAUUUAAGAAUCUUGCGCCAUCCAUGAUAGAGGAGCCUUUCAGAUAUGUAUCAGAAUCACCUGUAAGUGAUGACUCUGUCCCUCGAAGAUUGAUCCUCAUACCCUACUCCAAUCUCGAGAAGGUGAAACAGAACGGGGCCGACGUCGAAGUUAUCAAAAACGUUGCCGCGAUGGCCUUUGCUGUUUCUACUAUCCUUUCCGUGAUUCUGGCGAUUCUGCUUUACCCAGAAGUUCAAGUUAAGGCGCAAGCGGAACUGGAUGCCAUUGUGGGCCAAUCCCGACUACCACACUUUGAUGAUCGUCAUAAGCUUCCCUACAUUAACGCCACUCUAUCUGAAGCGCUAAGAUGGAACCCUGUUUUUCCUCUGGGUUUGGCUCAUCGUAGCGUGAAAGACGACGUGUACAAAGGCUAUUACAUUCCAGGAGGCGCAACCGUUAUUGCGAAUGUUUGGGCGAUCCUUCACGAUGAGAAAGACUAUCCAAACCCUCUGGUGUUUGACCCUGAACGUUUUAUUAAAAGGGAAGGCAAAAAGCUUCCUCCUGAUCCUACGGCUGCAUUUGGCUUCGGAAGACGGAUCUGUGCCGGUCGAUACUUUGCCUCCAAUACCUCCUGGAUUGCUAUCGCGUCUAUUCUAUCUACGCUAUCCAUUUCAAAGGCUGUGGGUGACAACGGUCGCAUCGUCGAACCUAUCAACACCUUCACCAGUGACUUCCUGAGCCAUCCAUUACCUUUCAAAUGUGUUUUCAAGGCGCGUUCUGCCCAGGCACAUGCAUUAAUUGUUUCGGAAGUCGGGUCUGCGGACAUAAGGGAUGAUGCCAUAGGUAUCAGUACCGUAGCAUAG